Messenger RNA from Phycomyces blakesleeanus NRRL 1555(-), 2190 nucleotides. RefSeq lists its product as hypothetical. Bases 1 to 2190 code for a protein of 729 amino acids. The transcript has 9 exons. Lineage: Eukaryota; Fungi; Mucoromycota; Mucoromycetes; Mucorales; Phycomycetaceae. The record is from RefSeq and is a predicted model, not a curated record.
AUGGGAAUCAAAACAACCAGACAUACGUCAACAGACUUUGACGAAAUCAAUAAAAAGAUCGCACGCCUUCUAAAAGAUCCAUCAGAUGCAAUGGAUCAGGCACCGAUUGACAUUGAUGCAAUGUCACUCUCUGAUUUAAAGGCCUUUGCUGAGCAAGGUGGCCUUGGAGCCUGUGUAUCAAAAGAAGACGUCCUUGCCGAGACACCAGAAGAUUUGAUGUAUCUCUCAGGAAUAUUUCAAUGGCUCAUUCAAGAAUUUAAGGGUUAUUGUGAAGGUGUCAUUGGACAAUUCAAUGCAGAAAGUGUUCAUUUUGUUGAGCUAGACCCACGUGUAUUGGAGUCCUUGGAUGCCGACCUUGAAUUUGCCAUGGAUCAGUCCUACGGAGGGCGUUACUCCGCUGCUAGUCAAACCACAGACUUUGAAUCCUAUGGCGUUCGAUCCUCUCACGACGAGCCCAAACGUGAUCCAAUGCGUCCUGAUUUGGACUUGCACACACGCCAUUCAAUCAGAUCAUUCUCUUCAACCUCAGAACAAUAUUCAUCCUCGGUUCAUGAAAAACCAUGGCUACAUCGCUCCAGUUUUGAAAGUUUAAAUACGCACAACUCGGCAUCAUCUCCGUUAGCAACCUCUCAUAUCGGGCAGUAUAUGCCAGGAAUUGAUGAUACUCUGUCGAUAAACUCGGAGAGAAAAGAUGAGGAUAUAUUUGAUACAUCUGCUCUUAAUGAAGACUAUUCUGACGAGUCUGAAGAAGAAACUGGAAAACGUCGCGGUGCAACAACCUAUAACAAACAGCAACAACAACAGCAACAACAGCAACGAGCUCCUAUAUCUUUAGUAGUAGAACCUUCCGUAAGCAUGGUUAGAGCAUCACGAGCUACACGUCCAUCGAUUUCUGAAAGCACGACCCACACUACCCACCCCUCUCCUGUAAUACAUCCAGCACCCACGACUCGUCCAGUACCUACUAAAAAUACCGUAAAAGACCCCAUAAAAAUCAAUUCGGGACAUGAAGAUGACCAUAUGAAUGAUGGGGAUGAUGAGGGUGAAAAUGGAGAGCACAGUGGAACACCUUUAAAAAAUCCGAUAAAACCUUCCUCAUCUGUCACAAAGAGUGAUUCUGUCGAUGAAUAUGGAUUUAUUGUUGAUAAUGCAAAUCAAAGAGCCAACCAUGGAUCAAUGAGAUCUGAUAUUUCUCCAAAAUCCAUGAAAGCUUACAGAGAGAGAGAGGCAAAAUGGCUGUCAAUUGUUGGGAAGCUUGAUGCAGGGACGGCUAAGAAAGAUGCUAAACUCAAAAAACUAGUUCGAAGUGGUAUCCCUGCAUCUGUACGAGCUCGGGCAUGGCAGUUCUUGGCCGGAAGUAUGGACUAUAAGAAGAAAGGCUACUAUGAGGCCCUUGGGAAGAAGAAGCCGACCGAGAUUGAUAGUGUCAUUGAGAGGGAUAUCGCAAGAUGUUAUCCUGAUCAUAGUCAGUUCAAUGACGCGAAUGGACAAGGACAACUUGAUCUUAGGAAUAUUCUUAAAGCAUAUUCCCGGCAUAAUCCACAGGUUGGAUAUUGUCAGGGUAUGGGGAGACUAGCAGGAUGUAUGCUGAUGCACAUGCCGGCAGAAGAUACUUUUUAUUUAAUGGUUGCCACAUUGGAUCGCUACAUGAAUGGAUAUUUCACUCCAACUUUAUCUCAACUGCGAAUUGAUGCAUACAUUAUUGGACAGCUAUUACAUGAUCAUCUCCCCAAACUUGCACAACAUUUAGAAGCAAAUGACAUUAUGCCGAUCAUGUAUAUUGCACAGUGGUUUCUGACUGCAUUUACUAUGGCUCUUCCUUGGCAAUCUGUACUUCGAGUUUGGGAUGUAUUUUACUUUGAAGGUGUAAAAGUGUUUUACCGUAUUAGCUUAGCCAUCCUAGAGAUCUCCAAAGACUACCUACUUAACUCCUGUCCGACAAAUUCCGAGCUUCUUGCAUUUUUACUUCAUAUACCUCACAAAUCUUUAGGUCCUGAUUUACUGCUUGACACAGCAUUUCGGAUCAAGCUGUCCAAAACAGAUAUCAAAAAGUAUGCCAAAAAGGCAAGCACAAGCAAUGAUGCCACCACAAUGGGAUUACCGUUUGAGCAUGGCAUUAAAAAUCUCAUGGUCGGCGAAAGCCAUACCAGCGGCCUUUCUGGUCUAAAGGGAUUAGGAAAACAUAAGUAG